AUGACGAUCACGUCAAUAGCAGGAAAGAUACUGCCCGCCCUUGCAACCACAACGGCAGCGGUGAGCGGCCUCGCCUCGCUGGAGCUUCUGAAGCUACUUCAGCCAGACAAGCCGCUCAGCGACUUCCAAAAUGGCUUUGUCAAUCUCGCGCUGCCCCUACUGGCCUUUUCGGCGCCGCUUGCUGCACCUCGGCAUGUGUUUGGUCGGGAGGGCAUAACGUGGACCAUGUGGGAUCACAUCAUGGUGGACGAGGGCCGUGAGAUCACACUCGACGAGCUCCGGCUGCUCUUCUCGCAGAGGCAUCUCUAG
Messenger RNA from Emiliania huxleyi CCMP1516, 309 nucleotides. RefSeq lists its product as hypothetical. The record is from RefSeq and is a predicted model, not a curated record. The coding region runs from base 1 to 309 and encodes 102 amino acids. Gene Ontology annotation, molecular function: ubiquitin-like modifier activating enzyme activity. The transcript is spliced from 3 exons. Lineage: Eukaryota; Haptophyta; Isochrysidales; Noelaerhabdaceae.